UCCGGGCGCGGCGCUGGCGGUUGCCGCGGACCCCGAGGGCUCUUCGGCGCGGGGUCCGGCGCGGGGUCGUCGCGGUCGCCAUGAACUUCUCGGAGGUCUUCAAGCUCUCCAGCCAGCUCUGCAAGUUCUCCCCGGACGGCAAGUACCUGGCCUCCUGCGUCCAGUACCGCCUAGUGGUCCGGGAUGCGAACAGCCUUCAGAUCCUUCAGCUCUACACGUGCCUGGACCAGAUCCAACAUGUUGAGUGGUCGGCCGACUCCCUCUUCCUCUUGUGCGCCAUGUACAGGCGGGGGCUGGUGCAGGUGUGGUCCCUGGAGCAGCCCGAGUGGCACUGCAGGAUCGACGAGGGGGCUGCGGGGCUGGUGGCCUCCUGCUGGAGCCCGGACGGGCGCCACGUCCUCAACACCACCGAGUUCCAUCUGCGGAUCACUGUCUGGUCCUUGUGCACAAAGUCCGUCUCCUACAUCAAGUAUCCCAAGGCCUGUCAGCAGGGCAUCGCCUUUUCCCGGGACGGCCGCUACCUGGCCUUGGCCGAGAGGCGGGACUGCAAGGACUUCGUCAGCAUCUUCGUCUGCAGCGACUGGCAGCUACUGCGGCACUUUGACACGGACACCCAGGACCUCGCCGGCAUCGAGUGGGCCCCCAACGGCUGCGUGCUGGCGGCAUGGGACACCUGCUUGGAGUACAAGGUCCUGCUCUACUCCCUGGACGGCCGGCGGCUGGCGGCGUACUGUGCUUACGAGUGGUCCCUGGGCGUCAAGGCGGUGGCCUGGAGCCCCAGCAGCCAGUUCCUGGCGGUCGGCAGCUACGACGGGAAGGUGCGCGUUCUCAACCACGUGACCUGGACAGUGCUUGCCGAGCUCGGGCACCCCGCAGCCGUCAGCGACUCCAGAGUGGUGGUGUAUAAGGAAGCUGAGAAGAGCCCCCGGGGGUCGCUGGGCCGCCCUGCCUGCCCUCCUCCCAGGGCCGCCGAGAGCAAAUACGAGAUCGCCGCGGUGCCCGUGUCCCUGCAGACUCUGAAGCCUGCUGCUGACAGGGCGAACCCGAAGAUCGGCGUCGGCGCGCUGGCCUUCAGUCCCGACAGUUGCUUCCUGGCCACGAGGAACGACAACAUCCCAAAUGCUGUGUGGAUCUGGGACGUGCGGAAGCUGAGGCUGUUUGCGGUGCUGGAGCAGCUGGGCCCCGUGCGAGCCUUCCAGUGGGACCCGCAGCAGCCCCGCCUGGCCGUAUGCACGGGGGGCAGCAAAGUGUACCUGUGGUCGCCGGCCGGCUGCGUGUCCGUGCAGGUGCCCGGGGAAGGUGACUUCCAGGUGCUCUCUUUGUGCUGGCACUCGAACGGGGACUCGCUGGCCCUCCUCGGCAAGGACCAUUUCUGCCUGUGUUUCCUGGAGAUGGAGGGCGAGGGCGGCACAGCUCCCGGGACACAGGGCAGCCGCGCAUAGGGCAGGGCAGGAGCCGCGGGGGCGGGGGCGGGCGCACUGUGCCGGCCUGAGGGGGCGCCGGCCUCCCCGGGGCAGUUCUGCAGCUGCCGUGGGCCACAGGAGGUGGUUUGCUUUUUUUCCUAUAGCAAAGCAUUCUUGUAAAUAGGUAUGGUCUAAAGUUGUAAUUUUGGUUAUUUAAACACUUGUUAAUUCAUACAAA
Pteronotus mesoamericanus is the source of this 1641-nucleotide messenger RNA. RefSeq names its product WD repeat containing, antisense to TP73 (gene WRAP73). The coding region runs from base 81 to 1442 and encodes 453 amino acids. The record is from RefSeq and is a predicted model, not a curated record. The transcript is spliced from 12 exons. Gene Ontology annotation, biological process: microtubule anchoring at mitotic spindle pole body. Gene Ontology annotation, cellular component: MWP complex; microtubule organizing center; mitotic spindle. Gene Ontology annotation, molecular function: protein binding. NCBI's taxonomy places the organism in Eukaryota, Metazoa, Chordata, Mammalia, Chiroptera, Mormoopidae.